CUAGUCUUUGCCAUGCUCUCUACUCUUUUCGCGUUAUAGUACUCUCCAUUUUUCUCUUCUUUGUGGCAUCAGAUGUCACAAUCAUGGGAGAGCCCCCCACCGCUAUCAGUAGUGAGGAGUCGCCCGGGAUGGUUGAGAUUGCCAAUACAAAUAGUAUACCUGGCCAGCCUAACGCUUUCAUCUAUAGUAGUGGAUCCCAUGCUGUCCGUUUGCGCAGGAUUAACUUCAAAGACACGGGCGAAAGUGGCAAGAUGUGUACGGUGGGGAUCAACUACGUAGAAACGCCCCUAAACUUGACACUCACCCCACUGCCGGUAGAUGGCAAUGACAAAGGUAUCAAACUCGGCAUGGACAUGGGACCGAUCUACCAAGGAGAGCAUGUCAAGCUCAUGACAGUUGGCCAGUGCGAGUCUCCAUCGGUUACAAACAAGCUGGUGUUUCCGGGGGUAGUUGUACCUGUAACCGAUGGCAUAUGCACCGCAUCGGCGCACGUGUACGUCCCUGUUGCGAGUGUGGCAGGUUGUGGGCUUAAGAGUUCGAAUGAGGACACACUCGGCUCGUAUGAGGUACCGAUCACCGUUAAGGUCGAAGAAGAAGUUUGGCACCAGUCCAAAGACGUCGGCAACCAGGCAGCGCUCAUGCGAGAAACCUCCGCGGAGAUAUCGCUUAGCUUUACACUCAAUGAAGAGACCAAAAUUUUGGCUCAAUGUUACGAGACCAGCGCGGUACCAAUAGCGGUAGAGGAUGCGUAUUCACUGGUGAAUAUGGUUGAUAUCAAGCGCAUCACGACUAAUAACAAUGACUCCGAUAUGUCUGAGGCUACACUUAGCUUUAGGGUGCCAGCGCCCUAUACACUGACAGGAGGUGAUGCUGAAAACUACACUCUGGAAGAGGACUGUACAGCGUCUCCGUGUGUGCAGAAAUCAACAUACAACAUCAGCGGGUGCCGCUUGGGCGGGCUCUCGCACUUUACCUACCCAAUCAAAUGCCAGGAAGGGGCGGCCGAUUGCCCUUCCGAACCAGCCACCAGCAUAGAAGUGGCUGUGAAUGUGAUUAUGAACUCGUUCUGCGAGCUCACGUUCAAAGACAUCUUUGAGACCACGCAAGUGCUGUACACGGACGAUACAUACACGACGGAGAGAGAAGCCUCGGAUGUGUACAAGGUGAAAGAUCAGAUCUGCCAGAAGCUCAGCUACCUACCCAAGGAGCACCCGGACGUGUCUAGCAAUGAGAUUGUGAUGCUCUCCGUCAAGUCUAUUACACGGGAGGUGCUCAACGACACGGCGGAGUGUGAGGACUGGGAUGGCACCGCGUCUAUGGGGCAGGCCUUUCAGGUGGUGCCCCCCGGAGGGACCAUCAACUACUGCUUCUCCGUGUCGAAUAAGAUGUCCUGUCCAAUUAUCAAUGGGGAUGGGCUCAACCCCAUGAAUGUGACUACGACGGUGGAGUUCGAGUACAAUGGUAGGUGA
Messenger RNA from Sphaeroforma arctica JP610, 1469 nucleotides. RefSeq lists its product as hypothetical. The transcript has 8 exons. The record is from RefSeq and is a predicted model, not a curated record. Lineage: Eukaryota; Ichthyosporea; Ichthyophonida. Bases 84 to 1469 code for a protein of 461 amino acids.